AUGUUGGAGAAAAAGCCUGAAAUAAUAAAUUUUGCUGAUAUGGACUUUAGCAAUCCUCUAGUUUUGAAAAAUUCACCAUUUCGGUUUCGAAGAAUUCCAGUAAUUGUAACUAUAGCGAACUCCGAAAUAACUGAAGUUGAUGUACAAAAGAUGUUAGAAGCAGGUAUGAACGUAGCCAAGUUCAAAUUGUCAAGCAGCAGCAGAGGGGAUAAGAUUCGAUUACUUGCUAAAUUAGAAAAAGCAAUUUUAGCAUGCUGUGCUAAAUACAGCGUCACGCAUUGGCCUAUAGCAACGUGUAUAGAAUUGAAAACUUGUAUCGUAAAGACUGGAUUGUUAGAUGGAGCAGGUAAGCCGUUUUAUAUAUCCGGUGGUUUAUUCGAAAACGCUCUCAAAAGCGGAAAUUUCAUUGAUUGUGAAAUAUCAGACGUUACCAAUGCACUUAUAGAUGGCGCUAGUGGCCUAAUAUUAAAGGAUUGCUAUGAUACCGAAUUCACAAUAGAAGUUUUAAAAGGGUUAAAUGAACUAUGCUAUACCGUUGAGCCAUUGGUGAUAAGUAAAACGAAUUUUAGAAAUGUAGUUGAUAAGAUUCAAGUUCCUGUAAACGCAGCUGAGGCAACAGUUAUAUCGUGCGCGACCAUCGCUAAUCAGACUAACGCUCGAGUGAUAAUAGUGCCAACGUACGAUGCAAUGGAUCUUCCUGGACAGCAACUGCCCGCUUCAUAUGCGUAUACUUCUUUAGACCAUAUUUUAAAUCUUGACGUUAAAGCACCAGCUGCAUGUCAGCGUUUGACUGGAAUUAUUGCAACCAUGGGCAAAUCAACAAACGACAUCGAUAUAAUGGAAAAAAUGAUGUCGGCUGGUAUGAAUAUUGCUUUAUUGAACUUAUCAUUCGGUAACAGAGAGGUGCUUGUAGAGACUAUUAAAAUGCUUCGUGAAGCUGCCAAAAAUUUAAGUAUCAAAUUGGAGAAAAACUAUCCCUUAGCUAUAGCUGCAAAAUUACCGGGAAAGAAAAUCCGAACCGGCUGUAUUGCUGAAUCGUAUGGCGGUACGGUGGAACUUAUCGCAGGCGAAGUAGUCCGCUUAACAACAGACGAAACCUAUAAAGACAGGUGUUCAACUUACACCGUGUAUGUUGACUUCAUUCACUUUGCCGAACAAAUGAGCAAGGGUAAUUACGUUUUGUUAGACAAUGAGACUAUUCAGCUUAAAGUUGAAAUGAUAUCCUCAACGACCUUAACAUGCAAAAUUGAAAGAGGAGGACUACUUGGAUCCAACAAAGAUGUCUUUGUGCCCAACGUAAAUUUUGAUAUGCCAAACUAUAGUGAGACUGACAAAAUGUUUAUAAAUAUGGCUGUGCAAAAUCAGUUGGACAUUCUUGUCGCGUCGUUCGUAAACUCGGCUAAUGCUAUUACCGAGCUCAGGCAUUUAAUGGGAGAGAAGGGAAAGAAAAUAGCUAUUGUCGCCAACAUACAAACUGUCGAAGGUUUUCGCAACUUCGAUGACAUUCUGUCAAUUGCUAAUGGCAUUAUGUUUACGCGACAAGAGCUAGGAUCGGAUAUAACGCCUAAAAAAUUAGUAAUAGCUCAAAAAAAUAUAAUUGCGAGAGCUAAUAAGGCCAACGUACCAAUUUGUGUAAGCGCUCAUCUUUUAAGCAAUAUGCGUUAUAAUGAAAUUCCACUUAGAUCUGAAUUACUUGAUAUUGCUAACUGUGUCCUUGACGGUGCCGAUGCCCUCGUGCUAUCAGCCGAAACUGCAGUAGGUCUACAUCCAGUGGAGACUGUUGCAUGCAUGGCCUCCACGUGCAAGGAAGCAGAAGCGUGUAUGUGGACCAAACAAGUCUUUUACGACUUCAUUGAUAAGACAAAUUUGCCAUGUGACCAAAUAACUGGGACCGCUCUCGCUGCGGCGAUGGCGGCGCAUCGAUCUUUGGCCGCGGCAAUUAUCGUAGUGACUACGUCCGGGAAAUCAGCUCAAGUCAUAGCCAAGUACAGACCUCGGUGUCCAAUCAUCGCACUUACCAGAUACGGGGCAAUAGCUCGCCAGCUUCAUCUGUGGAGGGGCAUCAUUCCUUUAAUCUAUGAAUCCGAACCGGCUAUGGACUGGCAGACGGACCUACAAAGCCGCGUCAAUUUUUGCACUAAGUGGGCGAUGGAGCAAGGAUUUAUUAGAAUCGGAGAUCCUAUAAUAUUGGUUUCCGGUUGGAGACAAGGAUCCGGUUUCACAAACACCAUGAGGUUUAUUUACGCCACUGCAGACAUGGCUAAU
Messenger RNA from Brenthis ino (lesser marbled fritillary), 2265 nucleotides. NCBI's taxonomy places the organism in Eukaryota, Metazoa, Arthropoda, Insecta, Lepidoptera, Nymphalidae. The record is from the annotation of a GenBank genome assembly.